This is a messenger RNA of Aegilops tauschii subsp. strangulata, 966 nucleotides long. Its product is annotated as citrate-binding protein-like. NCBI's taxonomy places the organism in Eukaryota, Viridiplantae, Streptophyta, Magnoliopsida, Poales, Poaceae. The record is from RefSeq and is a predicted model, not a curated record.
AUGGGCUGCACCUUCCUCGUGGCAGCCCGCGGUGGUAGCGGGAACCCCACCGCCGGGUUCGAGAAGGUGGAGCUCACCGAUGGCGACUUCCAGGUGCAGAGCCCGUUCAACGUGCCGGAGAGCCAGCGGUUCCAAUACCGCAACGGCGUGCGGACAUUCUGGGUGCACCGAAACGACAAGCCCUUCAACACCGCCACCCACACCAAUCCCCGCUCCGAAGUCAGGCUCCGGGGCCAUGACUACUCGUCGGGGGUGUGGCAGUUUGAGGGCUAUGGCUACAUACCGUCGGGGACCUCUGGUGCGUCCGUGAUGCAGAUCCACAACCAGGAGGGUGCCGCGCACUCGACGGUGCUGAUGUUACACGUCUACAACGGUGUCCUGCGCUUCUACAGCGGGGCAGAGGUCGAGCCCGACAUCUACAACCGUUGGUUCCGCCUAAACGUGGUGCACAACGUCCGGACGUCAACGGUGACCGUGUACGUCGACGGCAAGCACAAGUUCGGCACCAGCGUUACCCCGAGCGAUUCCUACUACUUCAAGUUUGGGGUUUACAUGCAGCACCACGACCAGUCCAGCUGCAUGGAGUCACGGUGGACCAACGUCACGCUAUACAGGCAUAUCUCCAUCACGUCUCGGCGCGACCGCUCCCGGCCCGUCCUCGUCUCUAUCCUCAUCUUCUUCGACUACUUCCCCUGCAUCGACUUCAUGGCAGACAACGAAGUAGCCAAGAAGGCCGCAGAAGACGUCGAGGCUGCUGCCGCCGCUGCUGCAUUGGCCUUGCUAACCGGAGGGUAUGAUUUGUUCAUCCCUUAUCUGCUCGUUUAUGUGGUCACCGGCCACAAGUUCUCCACGCAUCACUGGUUGUGCGUGGCCCGGUCGCCGGUCUUCAAUGCAGAGUUAUUUCACUCAAUGAAGGAGAGCGACGUCGCCGCCGGCGUGGUCGGCAUAGGUGACAUGGAGGCGUAG